Molecule: messenger RNA, 3383 nt
Organism: Tachysurus fulvidraco (yellow catfish)
Lineage: Eukaryota; Metazoa; Chordata; Actinopteri; Siluriformes; Bagridae
Gene: slc16a13
Product: solute carrier family 16 member 13
Exons: 6
Coding region: 199-1671 (490 amino acids)
Biological process (GO): monocarboxylic acid transport; transmembrane transport
Molecular function (GO): monocarboxylic acid transmembrane transporter activity
Source: RefSeq, a predicted model, not a curated record
UCAGACUGACACUUGUGCGUUCAUGAAGACAAAAGCACAGGUGUUUAAUAAUUUAAAAACAAACAAACAAACAAAACAAAACAAAACAAAACAAAAAAAAACGGUAAUAACGGCUGUACAAGAAUGACUGCCAUGCUACCCGGAAUGUUGUCGGCUUUGUUGUGCUCUUAUCUUAAGAUUUCUACAAUUUAAUCGGUGAUGGCUAUGCAGCAGGAGAAAAAACACCAACCAGAAGGGCAUGCGGAAGCCCCAGAUGGAGGUUGGGGUUGGGUGGUGGUUUUUGUACUCUUCAUGGUUUCAGCCUUAGUUUUUGGGCUCAUCCGCAGUCUGGGGGUUUUUUUUGUGGAGUUUGUGCAGUACUUCGAGGAGAGCGCUCAGGCUGUUUCCUGGAUAACUUCCAUAGGAGUCGCCAUGCAGCAGUUACUGAGUCCCGUAGGCACUGCUGCUUGUAAUGCAUACGGGGCUCGUCCUGUUGUUAUGAUGGGAGGCUUUCUUUCUGGACUAGGACUCAUUCUGGCUUCUCAGGCUACAACGCUCACACACCUCUACCUGACCAUGGGACUCAUUUCAGGGUCAGGCUGGGCUCUAGUCUUCACCCCUACAAUAGCCUCUGUGAUGCAGUAUUUCAGCACACGCCGUUCUCUAGCUAUGGGUCUUGGCUUCACAGGUGUUGGUUUAUCCUCCUUUGCAUUUUCUCCAUUUUUUCAAUACCUGGUACAGGUGUAUGGGUGGCGUGGGGCACUCCUGAUUCUCGGCGGUCUCAGCCUAAACAUUGUAGCCAGUGGUGCCCUUAUUCGACCACUCAGACCCAGUAAAGUUUUAGAAAAGAGUAAAAGUGACAGCUGUAUGUCUUUCAUCUCCCAUGCCUCAGAGUAUUUUGAGCUGUCACUGCUCAUGCACAGAGGCUUCCUCACCUACAGCUUGGCCGUCACAUGCUUCAAUGCUGGGUACUUUAUUCCAUAUGUCCACCUUGUGGCACACAGCCGCCUUGUGGGCUUCAGCGAAUUCCAGGCUGCAUUUGUCAUUUCCAGCACGGGUGUGACAGACAUUGUGGGGCGUGUAGUGUCUGGCUGGGUCUCAGAUUUGCCCUGCGUGCGCUCGCUCCACCUACUGACAAUAUGGACGGCCUUAGUGGGGCUGUUCCUCCUGCUGCUGCCCCUCUGCUCAAUGCAAGGGAACUAUGGUGGUCUGCUGGCAGUCAGCUUGGCAUAUGGCUUCUCUGCCGGUGCUAUGACCCCACUGGUGUUUUCGGUGGUGCCAGAGAUUGUGGGUAUGGAACGCAUGGUUGGUGCACUUGGACUCCUUCAGCUUAUUGAGAGUGUCGGAGGCCUCCUUGGAGCGCCACUGUCAGGCUGGUUGAGGGACAUCACAGGUUCUUACAUAUGGUCCUUUGUGCUAGCCAGUGGAUUUCUCCUUGCAGGUACCAUAAUAACAGUGCUUCUUCCCAGUUUCUGCUCCUGUACUGACCCCCCACCCCUAUCACCAAAGAGGAAGACCAAAAAUGAGUUCACAGAAGAUGAGUUACUCAAAAAGGUUUUAUCCUCAGACUCCACAGAGAAUAUUCAAAACACAGCCAGGAUAGAAACAUCUCAGAACCACAUAGAACCUGGUAUAGAAGUGGAAGGCACAACUUUAAGAGCAGACUGGACAAAAGAUGGGGCUACUUGCUGAUUGGAGCCGCAGUAUGAGCUUGCCACAGGAAUUAUCCUUGGUCAAUAUACUGAUUUUUAUGCUGCUUAUUCUUUUGCUGUCAAAACAAAAACUAGUUGUGGCACAUUUAUAGUCAAAAACAGUCAGAAGCAGGUAAAUGUGCACCAGUCAGAAAAAACGUCAUCAAAAAAUGUACACCACCUUAGUUACAUAGGAAUAAUAAUCAAGCAAGAAAACUUUAAGGGCAGUUUUAAGGGCAGACUUGUCUUGGUGGAAACGUUAUAUGUUAAUUCUUAUUGUUUGCAUCUAAACCAACUCUAUAGAGUGCUUUAGGAGCAAAUAUAAGAAAUUGCUAAAAAGUUUUGGAAUCCACAAUGAUCACAGAAACCACAAUAAACAUGGACCAAAUCGUAUUUUCGCCAGAUUAUUGAUUUGCUGGCAGAUUAUUGGACAUAUCGCUGAACAUUACACACUAAACUGAUUUGCAGGCAUUCAGUCUGUAAUACAUAUGCCAUUGUUCUGUACCGUAAAAGAGUAGAUCACGUGCCAACAUUUGUUCUGCAUCUGGAAAUGUUCUGCAUUUAACGCACUCUAGAAUCUGUUACAAAUAGAGAGAAUGACUGAAAUGCUACACCGGUGGUUCCACGAAGCAGGUCAGAGAUCAGCUGCAUGGGGCCUGUUCUUGUGUAGUAAUUGUGGUCACUGAGCUCCAUUAUGCACUUCAGCCUUUGAAGUUAUCUACUCACACAGAUAGAUGUGUUUGUUAGUAUCUAUUUUGAAGAAGAAUUUGCAGCACUGCAUGUUUCAGUAGCUUGCUACAGGAGUAUACUGGACCAGCAUCAGGAAGACAUUUUUGCACAGCAUAAGACAACUAUUUUUACACAACAUAAUUGUUUAAUUAAUUCUGAAUGUCCUGGUCAGUACUCGCAGGAAUCAGAUCUGAAUGUCACAGAAUACAUCUGCACUAUAUUUUCAAACUUAAACCUUUUUAAUUGCUGUCAACUUGAAAAAAGAGUACACAAUAAAAUGCUGCAUUUUUGGUCAGAACUUGCAGCAUGUAGACAUGCUGUGAAGAUGACCUUUACCAUGGCAUUAGCAGAGGCACGUUCAGGGGACAGUCUAUAGCUGUGUAACUACAUAAAUUAUUUCUUCUUUCUAAUAAUACUUUGCAAAUUCCUAGUCUAUAAUAACAUGUAUUUUAUUACAUACACCUUAUGAUAAUUUCCUUUAGGUUUUGUUUUGUAAAAUGAAAUAUUUCUAUCCUUUGGUCAGAUGGUGAGACUUUAGCCGAGAAGUACAACAUGGUGUGUUGGAUUAUUGUUUGAGCUUUUUUACAUUAUCCAGCUGGCUUGAAUAGAAAGACAUUUAACACAGAAGUUUCAUGGCAUGAUGGUCUUUUAAGGACACUUAAACUGUGGCAUUAUAGAAAUGUUCAAACUUUUUAUCCAGUUAGAAGUAUUCUACAAAAAAAGACAAAAAUGCUAAAUAAAUGCUGAUGGUUAGGGUUAUAAAUAAGGUCUACAUAAUUUAAAGUACAUUUGGUUUAACCUGAACAAUUACUUAAUCAUUAAACACUUCAUGAUUAUUAAUCAUUUUGACCACCUUAACAUUCCUUUAGACCACUGAUAUUGCUUAAAGAUGAACAGAUGAAGCUUUUUCUAGUUGGGCAUCUUAUUCAACCGUAUACAAUCUUUGGUUAGAUACACGAAUAAACUUGUACAUAUUUAGCCAGA